AAUCGACAUAAUGUUAUGUUAAAAUUCCAUUUUUAAUCGAACCUGCAUAUUGAUCGCGUAAUGUUGUUGAUCCCUGGGGGUAGUCGGCGGUGUCAGAGGUGAGAGACCGUGACGCGGUGUCGUUGGAGGUGAAGAACUUUUGGUGCUUUGCGGCGACGUUGGUCCUUGAAUUCCCGGAGGAACGCCUUGAACGUGUCCUCUGAUAUUACCAGAAGCUGGACUGCUGCUUUCUUCUUGUUUAAACGACGAUCUGGAUACGCUGAAGGGAGACUUGAAGGGACCGAAACUAGCUCGUGUUAAUGACGAACGUCGCAGUCACGUCGUGGGUCUGGUUAGUGUUCUUUUGAAUCUUGAGCCACCACCACCAAUGCCACCACCAAUACCGAUAUACCGAGAGUUCAGUUAACGCGCGAGUGGUAAUAUGGAAGUGGGGGGUCACGAUCAUAUAUCAGGAUAUAUCUCAAGUAUAAUUCUGACGAUGCCAGAUGCGAAGGAGACGACGAUCGACCAGCCGAUGCAGGGUCAAACUAUAUGCGAUCUGAUAUUGAUGAAAAUUUUGAAAACACCCCGCAGGCGCCGACCAUAUUCCUAUCCUGCAUAUCCGACUCUAAGAUAACUUUCAUGUUUGAGAUCGGAUGCUAACAGGGUUUGGGCCACUUCGAGAGGUGCUAAAUAAUUACUUUUUAGAAGCGAUGCGUGAACGUGGAUUACAUACCUAUAUAUUCUACAUGGCUAUAGCAUGUACACGUGUAUUCAAUACAUAUGUAUUUCCAUAGUUCGCUUUAUAAGUCUGCAGAGUUUGUUGUUUUUCUCUUUGUAUCACUUCUCCGCAGCGUCGAAUUGAAACGUGAAAUCACUAUGGGAGCAUCUAAAGGUCAAAGGGAAUGUCAUCGCCGUCGGCAUCCGAUAGAAUUCUAGUGAAAAUCCGUAUAAAUGGACAACGUCCCUGACUACAUUCGCACUCAUCGAACCCCAUGGAAAUUUAUUUGGAUUUUACUCACCGCCACAAUUUUCCAAGCGUUUUUGAAAGCUCCGCAUUAUGCAAUUGUGGAUACUGAUCGGCCAAUCUCCUUCUGGCUGCUUGUGCCCAAACCAUAAAAGCGUUCAUGGGUCUUUUUACGUGUGCCGCUCUCUUGUCACCCGAACCCCUGGAAGCAAAUAUACAGGGAUCGCGCGCGAGCGGUUCUGCCGUAUCGCAACGAGCGUGACUUAAGGGGAGUUUCGACGUCGGAGCUUGAAAAUAUGUUUAUAAAAACGUCGUUAUAAAAGUGUUUUCGUCGGCCGGGACGUCUGCGUGAGGAGCAACGGCGGCAGCAGCAGCACCACCAGCAGCAGCAGCAGCUUCAGCAACAGGCGCUUUUUAAAGCUACUCCGAAAGUGAUCCCGACGGUGACGACGUAUUAUACCAACGCUAUAAAGUACCAAUGUCCAAUCGUAUCCUUUAAGGACUUUUGCAACGGCAGCGCUGAUUCCUUCACCACCGUUAACGCCGGCACCGGGAGAAAUAUUAUUAACCGCUGCUGUUGAAGCAUUUGCGAGGAUUUACGCUGCUACCGCCGCUGCUGAUAUCAGCAAUUGAAUUGGCUGCCGCAGCGGUAGAAUCGCCGCACCCACUGACACUCAAAUUGCGAAGAUCUUUAUCGGAGAAUGGGAUUCGUUUCUUCGUUGGAUUUCAACGCAUGCGAAUCACCCGAAUCUCGUCAUACGGACGCCACGUGCUGACUGCAGCUGCAGCAUUGCAGAGUAGUCGAGAUCAGUGAUUUGUUUAGGAUUUUAUCGGGUGUGGAAGAAGAUGAAAAUCUAUAGAGAGCGAUAGCGAGGUUACGAUUGGACACUCUUGCCGGUUACGUCUAGGGCUGGUGGUCGUCGAAGUGCGCACGUCAAACGACCUAUGAACGCCUUUAUGGUAUGGGCACAAGCUGCUAGAAGAAGAUUGGCCGAUCAGUAUCCACAGCUGCAUAACGCAGAGCUCUCUAAAACGCUAGGAAAAUUAUGGCGAAUCCUGAGCGAUGCCGAAAAACAACCGUUCAUAGAAGAAGCUGAGAGACUUCGAAAUGCCCAUAAAAAACAGCAUCCCCAUUACAAGUAUCAGCCCAGACGUCGUCGGCCGAAACCUGAGGAUCAUAACCAGUCGAACAUGGUAGUGACUCACCGAAUAUCAACGUCGGCUACUUCAUCUUCUGGUUACGAAUCGUCGGCAGGCCCGUCAUCGGGAGACCGGGGAUACGGCCGUCUCCUUUACCACGAGACGGAUAAGAAUUACAGCGAGACUGCUGGAACGACUUACUGCGUCGGCGAAUCUCAUCAUCAGGGAAUUUACGGUGAUUCUAUUUUACCGCACGGGUCUGCGAUGUCGGUUAAAUAUCCUCAGCCCGCAGUCGCGGUCGGUGUGGAAUUGCACCAUAAAAUCGGUUCCUUGUACGACAGUCCGUCAGAACAUCAUCAGAAAUUUGAAUUCUCAAAUAAGUCGUCGUCCUUCGUUGACGUUGCCAAAUUCAACAGGCACGACGAUCAGGAGGACGAUGACGACAACGAGGAAGACGUCGGUCAAAAGUACAUCGAAUCUUAUUCGAAUCUAACGAAAAAUUACAACGAAUUAUCCAAGUAUAGUAAUUCAAAUUCAAGUUCUCACGAGCAUUUGAACACCGUUAAAAAUACACCUACCUACGCCUGCGCCCACAAUCACCAUUACCCACCACCCAUCGAAGGGUACGCUCUCCUCCACGGAGAUAUUUCAGAUCGUCAUCAUCAUCAUCAUCAUCAUCACCAUCACCAACCUCAGGGUAUACCAACUGGACAUUCGUUCUAUCCUUACGUUACUGCAGCACCGUCCAUCGCUCAACCGCCAUACUUUAUGCAGGGCCCCAGAUGAGUGGAAUUUGAAUAUCAGAGGUAGGAGAUGGUAAAACUUUGAAAGAAAAUUCUCAACGUAAGAAAAAAUAGCCUUUGAUAGUAUAAGGUGACAGUUCAAAGUAAUCUGUAUCUCUUACCGUUAAAAUGGUAACGUCAGGAGUUCGAGGUCAAAUCGCCGCCACCGACCUGUUUCUUUUUUUGUACUUAUACAAUUCAUCGAGCCCGAGGUGAAGAAGUUUGGAAUUUCAAUGUCAAUCAAAUUAUGUUAAAAAUUUACUCCAAUAGUUUCCCAUGUACGCCAAUAGAGAUAUCAUUCGUGAAUAUUAUGUAUAAUGUAUAUAAUGACGAUGCCAGGGAACAGUUUGAAAGAAAUAUAUCUUGUGUCACCUUGA
Athalia rosae (coleseed sawfly) is the source of this 3245-nucleotide messenger RNA. Its product is annotated as transcription factor Sox-8-like. Gene Ontology annotation, molecular function: RNA polymerase II cis-regulatory region sequence-specific DNA binding; DNA-binding transcription factor activity, RNA polymerase II-specific. NCBI's taxonomy places the organism in Eukaryota, Metazoa, Arthropoda, Insecta, Hymenoptera, Athaliidae. The record is from RefSeq and is a predicted model, not a curated record. The transcript is spliced from 12 exons. Bases 1892 to 2872 code for a protein of 326 amino acids. Gene Ontology annotation, cellular component: nucleus. Gene Ontology annotation, biological process: regulation of transcription by RNA polymerase II.